AUGGACCCCUUCGCUCAACUGCCCUCGGAACUGAACCAACAGAUCCUCAUACAUAUCGACUUUACUACAGCAGAAAACCUCAUAUCCGCAUCGUCUCAUAUCCGCGCCGUCUUCAGAGCUCACCCCGCCGUUAUAAACAACCUCAUACUGGCAAACCCUAUUACUAGCUUCCCCGAGAUACGAAGACUGUGCUACGCCAUUAUUCAUACUCACAGUCGACAAGCACGCGAGGGCACGCCAAAUCUUGAUGUAUCAAUUGGCAUCAUCCACCUGGUUGCCGGAAUACAACGCCUUGCCUGUGCAUGUCUGUCGCUUAUGCAGCAGAGCUUCGACUCUACCCUCAGCGAGAUAUCAGCCGGCUCACUGAGCGGACCCGAACGAGCAGAAAAAGCGCGUAAGCCCUUUUCAUGGACCGAAGAAUACCGCACGUACUGGUCCCUCUUUCAUCUCCAAUACUAUUCGGCCCUUCGCAAAGCUGAGCCAACCGAAGCCUUAGACGCAUACAACGUCUGGAAUGAAAUAGGUAGCAAAAGAGCCGAACAGAUCUGGACGAUUGCCGCCAUCCUGUCAGACCUAGGUCUCACUCCAUCCUACUCAGAGGGAGCUGAGCCCUUACGCGCUGCCUGGGAUUUGCCCGAGGAAACAGCACUUCCUUUCUUCCACUCAUUCAAUUUGCCUCCUAGUAGUGAGCCCGUGUUUAUCUGGUCUCCGCCGCCUAUCCCCCCCGAAAAUGAAACACCAACAUCAAAAUGCUGGCAGCUUUCAUCGCAAUGUCGUUCACGGGUGCCACUUCACAUUGGAAGCUUCCAUCGUAGAAGUCGAUGGGCGUCUCAAAGGCGUUAUUCUGUAUUAGGCUUGAGUCUCUUCAGACCCUGGCGCCGCCUAGGAAUUGUUAUCUGGGACUCAUGGCGAAUGUGCACGGUUGGACUAUUUAAUUUCCAUUUUACAAAUCCUUGGCUUUACCCGCCUAAUCCCGACGGUAGCGUUCGGGAGGGGGAGCAUGUGGAGCCAGAUCUUACGGCGAGCUUGUUGGCGUUGGUCGGGGAGGAGUUCAGGGCUUGA
Molecule: messenger RNA, 1062 nt
Organism: Penicillium mononematosum
Lineage: Eukaryota; Fungi; Ascomycota; Eurotiomycetes; Eurotiales; Aspergillaceae
Exons: 1
Coding region: 1-1062 (353 amino acids)
Source: RefSeq, a predicted model, not a curated record